AUGUAACUAAAAUAGAAAAAAACAUGAAAGAUGUUUGCACACGAGGUAAAACAUCACAUGGGUUAAAAUAUGAUGAAAAUGUUCACUAAAAUCUCUCCAGCCUUCUCCAUGUGACCGUGUGCACACUCCUUUUAUUUCUGUCAUUCAAGUAUCAUUAUAGCCCGUGGGCCCAUGUGUCAGGCGGUUUGGAGACCAGUCUUGACUUUUAAGCAGGAAACACAGCUUUUGUUGCUACCCAUGAUUUGACAGCCCCAUACCUCACAAGAGGCAAGUGUCAUCAAAUGACCCUUUUUGACGUCCAGGGGCGACAGAGGCCAGAGUACUCCUGGGGGCUUGGCAACAUUUCCCCACUGGCACGUUUGGGAACUGGCCUCUUCUAAGCUGUGGGAUGUGACCUUGCUCUGCUGCGGCUGAUGACAGUGUGACUUCCUUUGGACAACUGAUGAUAUUUAUCAUUGUGCCACUUUUCUACAAAUAAAAGAUGGGUGGAUUAUUUUCUCGAUGGAGAACAAAGCCUUCAACUGUAGAAGUUCUAGAAAGUAUAGACAAGGAAAUUCAAGCAUUGGAAGAAUUUAGGGAAAAAAAUCAGCGAUUACAAAAAUUAUGGGUUGGAAGAUUAAUUCUUUAUUCCUCAGUUCUCUACCUGUUUACAUGUCUAAUUGUGUACUUGUGGUAUCUUCCUGAUGAAUUUACUGCAAGACUUGCCAUGACACUCCCAUUUUUUGCUUUUCCAUUGAUCAUCUGGAGCAUAAGAACAGUGCUUAUUUUCUUCUUUUCCAAGAGAACGGAAAGAAAUAAUGAAGCAUUGGAUGACUUAAAAUCCCAGAAGAAAAAAAUACUUGAAGAAGUCAUGGAAAAAGAAACUUAUAAGACAGCUAAAUUAAUUCUUGAAAGAUUUGAUCCAGAUUCAAAGAAAGCAAAGGAGUUGGAGCCGCCAUCUGCUGGAGCAGCUGUGACUCCAAGACCUGGACAAGAGAUUCGUCAGAGAACAGCUGCUCAAAGAAACCUUUCUCCACCACCGGCAAGCUCUAAUCAGGGGCCUCCUCAACAAGUUCCAGUAUCUCCUGGACCACCAAAGGACUCUUCAGCCCCUGGUGGACCACCAGAAAGAACUGUUGUUACUCCAGGCCUUCCAUCAAACAUGUUACUAAGACGUCUUGGAUCCCCUGCUACUUCAGUGCCUGGAAUGGGUCUUCAUCCUCCAGGUCCACCCCUAGCAAGACCCAUUCUUCCCCGAGAACGAGGUGCACUGGAUAGAAUUGUUGAAUAUUUAGUUGGUGAUGGUCCACAGAACAGGUAUGCCCUUAUAUGUCAACAGUGUUUUUCUCAUAAUGGCAUGGCUUUGAAAGAAGAAUUUGAAUACAUUGCUUUUCGAUGUGCCUAUUGUUUUUUCUUGAAUCCUGCAAGAAAAACCAGACCUCAGGCUCCAAGACUUCCAGAAUUUAGUUUUGAGAAAAGGCAGGCAGUGGAAGGCUCAAGUUCAGUUGGUCCUUUGCCAUCAGAAAGUAUACUUUCAUCAGAGAACCAGUUCAGUGAAGAAUCUUUAGAAGAAGAAGAUGUUCUUGAUAAUAGUACAGAGAAGACAGAUGACAAAAUAUCAGCUACAGAGCAAACACACCAAGUGAUUGAAAAAGCAUCUGGCUCAGAGGAACUAGAGGAAAAACACGAAGAGACUGCGAAUGAGGAAAGCUCAAGAAAUGAAGCCAAAUCUACAGUUCCUGGAGCGGAUUCUACUCCUGACCUUGAACUCAGUGGAGAACCUUUGAUGAUGAAGUAGUAAAUCCUUCGACGUGCCUUCAACUGGAUAUUUGUUGUCUUGUUGAUAUCAGUUUUUACUUUUUUGAUGGUACUUUAAAAAACUUUUUUUUUUUUGCUCCUCUAAGUAUAUGCUUUUAAAUUCAGAUCAUCUAGCAAUUUCAGUAUGUCAAAGUUACAUGUACUGAAUGCUAAAAUUAUAAGCAAGUGAUAUCAGUGAAGUAAAAUCCUUUCGAAUAUACAAAGACCAACACUAUUUAGACAGCUUUCAGAUGUUUUAUGUCCAUUCUAAAAGUCAAAACAAAAAAAGCGUUCUUGUUUUCUGUACAUAAUAUCUGUAAGUAUUAUCUAUUUUGACAUAGGAAGGACUUUUGUUAGGAAUAAUUUCUCUAAUAGUGUUUAGGGAUUAAACGCAAUACUUUGUUAUUAAAAACAAAGUGUUAAGUCUUGAGAUAUUUGCCAGUGGGGAGUAAAUGUCUACUUAGGUGUUUACAAUAAUUGAAUGAAAGUUGUAACUGUAACUACAAGACAUUGGUACGAACUCUCAAUAAGAAUGCAGUUCAACAGUCAAGUGCAGUGUUUCUUUUGAUGUUUUUUAUUUUGCAGCUGGGCCAAAGGCACAUGAUGUAUAUAAUUAGUUUAUGUUUACAUAUUAACAUAUAGGAAAUAUAUGUGCACUUGACUGUACUUGAAUUCUUAGUAUUAUUUAUACUUGUUACAUAAUGAUGAUACAUGAGUGAAUUUUGUGCUCUUGUGUGUAUUUUAUUAAGGAAAUAAAGAUAAUCUGGUAGCAAUUUUUUUUUUUAUAUAUCUAAACUUCAAGUAGUGUCUUGGUGGAUGACUUCGCUAACUGAAAAAUGUGGGUAGGAAGAACUUCACAGUAUGUUGAUUCUAUUUAGAGCAAAUUAUAAUGCUUUUUAUUCAGAUAGCAGUACUAAUGAGAGGUUAGAUCUUUUAAAUUCUGAAACACCUCACGCCAUUUGUAGUUUUUACCUUUGAGGAGACAAAUAUACUUUGUGAGACUAGGCAGUUAAUUGCCAGUAGUUCAUUGGAUUAAAUAAAUAUGUAAGAUCAAGUGGGAAAAAAUUUUGACCCAGAAAGGUAAUUCUUAGAGUUUAAGUACAGUGUGGUUAUAUGUUUAUUUCUCUUCUCUAAUAUUAAAAGAAAAAGAAAUCAAGUUAUUAUGCCAAAGGGAAGAAUAUAUAAGGAGAGUGUCUGGCUAGUGUUUUGGUAUACACAGUUUAUUAAAAAUUGAGUAAAACAUUUAAAAAUUCCUUUCUCUGACUUAAUAUCUCAUAUCUGAGGUAUUUCUAAAGAACCCAAUCUGUUAGUAGUCUGGAGGUACCUUCGUAUAGUGGCCACAGUUUUUAAGUAUAUGGAGCUGAACUUCAGUUCCAGUUCUGUAAUCUUAGACGAGCCACCGAGCCUUGCUGUAACUGUUUUCCCGUUUGUAAAAUGGAAAGAAUAAUGCCUGUUUUUAGAGGUACUACGGUGAUCAAAAAUAAUUUAUGUGUUUGAAACUGGGCCCUUACUGACUGAUAAUUAAUGAAUGUUAAGUAAGUAGAAUUUGUUAUUAUUGACAUUCUUGUGAAAUAUAGAAGGGGCUAUAAAUCUUUCUUCUGUCAGAUAAGGAAGUUAAAAAAUAAUGUAAACAUGCAAUCCAGCUGCUCAGAAUGGAGCCAGUGUCCUCCAUCAGCCUUGCCCCAAAUAUGUAUAUAAAUGCAGAGAUUAAAAAAAUAGGAAACUGAAACUGGAAUAUAAUUUUUAAGAGGAAUGUCACCACUGUGUGUGUAUGUGUGUGUGUGUGUUUGGCCCAUAUACAUUUUAGCAGCACCUUGCAGUCUUGAUAUAAAAUAUUCAAAUUCUGAUAUAUAUUGCUUGAAAAUGAAUACCUCAGAGAAAUAUAAUUGAGUGGUAGCACCAAUCAGAUGUUAUGAGAACUAUCUUUAAAGAAAUGUGCAAAAAGUUAAAAACAGGCUUAGUACAAUUAAUGCAACAGAUAAUGUGCUUGUGAUUGUGUAGUGUCUUUUAUAAUAGAAAAGUUUAUUCUGCUAUUAUUGUAAUAAAUAAUUAAUGGUUGAAAGAGUAGUAAAAUGUCCAGUUUUUGAUUAGGAGUAGUAUAAAUGAAGAAAACUGAACUAUUAAGUACUACUAGCCAGAGUGAUCAUAAUUUUCCUACUUACGACUACUCAACAGAUCAUUGUCUAAACUCUCUUCUCUGUGCCCUGAGUGUGAUCUGCAAACAUGGUCUUUCUUUUCUCUCCCCUUUCUACCCCUGUCUUUGUAUUAUAAAUACAUGGGCCUCCUCCUUUUGAUUCUCUGGCCAUGUUAGCUCUUUCUUGCCUAUCUGUUUCAGCUUAAAUUUUCCCUCCUUAGAAAGAUACCUUCUCCAUAUGUGAUGCUGGCCUCUGCUUAUGGAUUGUGUCAUGUUUCUCUAUUUCUGCUCACUGUCUUUAACGCAGUUUUUAAGUGUUUUGUCUGCUCAUUUUUUGUACUCAAAGCAUGAAGCUUGUAAUAUUGUAAGCAAGACUGUAUGGUGAUGCAAGCAAAGAUGUUACUUCUACAUCUGUAUUUUGAGAGCCUUGUACAGUACUUCACUUACUGUGUGAACGAAUAACUUCGUUGCUAAAUCCAAUGAAAAAUUUCAAUGCUUAUUUCAUUGCUUGGCGGUUUGAAUUUGUUGAGUGCGUCCCCUGAAAUCAGGCUUUUUUCUUUUGGCUUUUGACAUAUCAUGCUUCUGUUUUUUGUUUUCAGUGUCCUUUGCAGAAUUCUCCCCUGCACAUCCUUUAAGUGUUGGUGCUCCCUAGGUUCUGCCUAUUGUUGCUUCUUCAUACUGUAUACGGUUUCUCUAGGAAUUCUCAUCAGUGCCCUUGGAUUUAAUUGCCAUUAUUCUCUCUGAAUGUCAAAUCUCUAGCUUUGGUCUGUUUCCUCCACAGCUCUUACAACUGAUAACAUUAAAAAAAAUGUGCACAUACUCUUCAAACUUCGUGUUUUUCAUCUACCAAAUGGCGCAACUAUUAAAACCAGAAACUAGAGUCUGUUCAUGUAUCCCUUUUCUCUAUAUCCAAGCUGUCCACUCCUAAGCCUUAAACAUAGAAUCUCAUUUCUCUGUCCCACUCAUGUGACUUAGAAGAAAAUACUACUCAUGAUAAUAAACAUUACUCCACUGAGCAA
Molecule: messenger RNA, 4929 nt
Organism: Chinchilla lanigera (long-tailed chinchilla)
Lineage: Eukaryota; Metazoa; Chordata; Mammalia; Rodentia; Chinchillidae
Gene: Lnpk
Product: KIAA1715 ortholog
Exons: 13
Coding region: 482-1777 (431 amino acids)
Biological process (GO): endoplasmic reticulum tubular network organization
Cellular component (GO): endoplasmic reticulum tubular network
Source: RefSeq, a predicted model, not a curated record